Messenger RNA from Conger conger (European conger), 3317 nucleotides. Its product is annotated as integral membrane protein 2A-like. Gene Ontology annotation, molecular function: amyloid-beta binding. Bases 125 to 880 code for a protein of 251 amino acids. Gene Ontology annotation, cellular component: Golgi apparatus; plasma membrane; extracellular exosome. Lineage: Eukaryota; Metazoa; Chordata; Actinopteri; Anguilliformes; Congridae. Gene Ontology annotation, biological process: negative regulation of amyloid precursor protein biosynthetic process. The transcript has 6 exons. The record is from RefSeq and is a predicted model, not a curated record.
GGUCUCUGAAAGCAGUAAAGCUUUGUGGAGCCUAUAAACAAACUGCGUCACCGAGCUUUAGAGCGCUGAAAACAGAAAUUGACGCAUUUGCACAAAGCUAAGAGACGCUUAAUACGUGCUUAAAAUGGUGAAGAUAGCCUUUAACGCUGCUCUAGCGCAGAAGGCGCUUGGUAAGGAAGGCGAGGUUCUUGUUGCAGAGAAGGACCCUGAGACUGGCUCGGUGUACAGCGGGGAGAACUCCACCGGCCGUUGCCUGCUCACCCUGCUGGGCCUGGCCUUCAUCCUGACUGGCCUCAUCGUCGGCGGAGCCUGUGUGUACAAGUACUUCACUCCCAAGAAGCUGUACCAUGGAGCCAUGCACUUCACCGACCUGGACAGCGACGUGAUGCCCGUGGACAUGGACACCCGUGAGCCCUACUACCUGCCUCGCGUGGACGAGGAGGUGGAGGUCCAGGACAACGUGGCCAUCAUCAACGUGCCCGUGCCCCGCUUCGGGAAGGGCGACCCCGCAUACAUCCUGCACGAUUUCAGGAGGAAGAUGACCGCAUACCUGGACCUGAGGUUGAACACAUGCUUCGUGAUUCCUCUGAACACCUCCGUGGUCAUGCCUCCUCAGGACCUGCUGGACCUGUUCGAGCAGCUGAUGUCUGGCUCCUACAGGGCCUUCCUGGUGCGCGAGGACCUGGUGGUGACGGAGCGCGUUGAUGACGUGUCUGAGCUGGGCUACUACAUCUACCACCUGUGCCGUGGCAAGGAGACCUACCGGAUGCAGCGCCGCAGCGAAAUCUUGGGUAUUCAGAAGCGCUCUGUGGAGGACUGCUUCACCAUUCGCCACUUUGAGAACAAGUAUGUGACCGAGACCAAGAUCUGCCGGGAUUAAGAGGUGGAGGAUGAGGGGGGCGAGCAUUCCACCCCCUUCCACCCAGCAAUGGAACCAGACGUUUUUUUUGUUGCAUAUAAACAGCAAUUUGUUUCGUUCUCCUCCUGCUUUGUAUCCACCGAAGAGUAGAUUUCCUUGUAACGUUGUUGAUUUAUGACUACUCUGAGCCAGCGUAGGGCUCCUUUAUAUAUCGGCAGUCAGUGGCCCACUAACCUUGUUGUCGGAUCGUCACUUUUCUGCCCUCUUUCCUGGAAACGGGCCCUUCUUGUGAAUAAGAAGGGUCCGGUUUUAAUAAUGUAGAUGUGCAUAAGGGUUUGUUUUGCAAUAUUCCAUAACUCAUCUGUGAAAGUAUUUUAAGCCGUCCAUAUUACAGAUCCAAUCGCACACAAACAGUAAGUAUGAGGUUCUGCUGUUUAAGGGAAGAAUGAAAUUGUAAAGAACUGAAACGAUCGUUAUUUUCCCUCCUCUUUUGUAGGCCGUUUGCCCACAAUCUUCCCCCUUUUUUUAUUUUUUAUUUUUAAAACCAGUCACUUAGUACACUAUAAAUCCCCAGAUGUUUCAGUUCCUCCUCACCAGUCCUAAGGGAAUAUCUCGAACCCCUCUUAUUUGAUGGCCUGUGCCUUUUAGGGUUGUUCCUUUCAGUUGUGAUCUGUUAUGACUUCAUUAAACCGGCCAACUGGAAAUAUAGGCCAUUCAAGUGUGUAAGAACAUUUUACACUACACUACAUUUAGCAGUAUACAGAUGGCUGUGAGAGGUCUAAAUAAUGUUACAAAUUUUUCAAAAAAUUUCAAAAUGGAUUUUGGUCCUUUCGGUGCUUUCUUUGAGCCUACUAUCAGAGCAGAGAAAAUGGCUGGUGAGAGUUGACAAGCAUUUGGCAGAAUGUCACUCGAUUAUCAGUUCACACAUGCAGGUUGUGUGUGUCUCUGUGUGUCUGUGUGGGUGUUUGUGUAUGAGUUUGGCACUGUUCAGUUACCUACUCAAUCCAGCAGUACCCUUGGUGGAGUUUUUCAAGUAAAUAGCAAUAUACUGAGUGGUUUGCUUGCAGUGCAUUUUUCCCCCAUGUAUGUUUGAAUUGAGAUCUUCUACUGUAGCUGUGCGCUCCAAUCUGAAUAACCUCCCUCUUGCUAAUUAAAUUCCUCGAGUUCAGCUGAUUGUUUUAUUUUUUGUGUGCAUAAAAUGGCCAGUUAUGGGGUGGUGUGCAGUUGGCACAUCUGAACUCUGGGUUAUUUUGAACCCUUUAGAACUGUGAAUGAAUUCUAAUGGACAUUUCAACAGCACCUCGCUAGGUUUCCAGACACUGCAGUGACUCAAGCUUAUUGAAAGAGUAAAACGGUGCCCUCUAAAAUUAUUCACACCCUUGACUGAGAUGAAUGGAGAAGACCAUUGAAUAAAUAUUGAGCUAUUUUUUAAUUCUCAAAAUGUUAUACUUUAAUUAUGAUUUGAUGGAAUCAACCAAAGUAAUGCUUUAAUCCCCAAUUAUAUAUUUAGUCUCCCCCAAAAAACGUGUCACACUCACCCCUGCUUUCAGUUUGUGCACCCAACCUUUUUGAGGGUAAAGCUACUGAGGUGUGUUCUCAUUUUUAAAGUUCAUGAACAUAGUCAGGAGGGCUCUUUGACCGUUGAACCAUGCCGUCUUUCAAAAUUGUUUGGUUUGCACUUGUGGACUGCCCUCAAUUCAAACCGCACCUUUUCAAUAAGGUUCAAGUCUGAAGACUGAGAUGCCCAUCGGAAAAUGGUAAUAUUGUGGUCAAUUUACCAUUUCUUGGUAAUAUUUAUCCAGCACUUUUUUGCUCAUCUGUCUCAAGGGUAUGGAUGAUAAACAGGGCAAUGUGUAUUUUUGACCUUCAUCACAGAUAAGGGCCAAAACUGGAAGCCAAAUGAAAAAUGCAUUUCUAAGACAGCAGACUUAAAUAGACAUUUCCAAGUCCUAAUUUCCGGCCAUUAUGAUGUUCCUGUCAUAUUGCACGGUGUGUACAGGAGAGGAACCCCUCUGUGUGCUGUUACCAUUUGGGUACGUGAACCUUGGUAGUACUACUGUAGAUACCCCUGAUUCCAUUGCUUUCCAAGUUUUAUUUUUUAUUUUUUGCUUUCGUUGUGUUGUAGCUUACUUGUGUUAACCUGAGCAGCACUAUAUGUUUAAUUUCUGUUCAUUGUGAAAUGUACUUCGAAUUGAAUUCAUGGAAAGCUGUUAAAAUGGGGCAUCUGGUUGCAUGACUACUGUUGAAGAAAGGACAAUCAUGGGUGGAGUCGGCAGGGAAAUUUUUUUUAUUUAAAAUUUUAUUUUAUUUUUAUAAAUGUUACCCCUGCAAUGGCAAAGUGCCGAUGGAGGUUGCUGGAAUGUCUUGAAAGAUGAGGAAAAUGUAUGGUGAAACCAUUUGAUUAUAUUCACUUUGUAACUGUAUGUUGUCAAAUAAAGAUGCAUUUCUUUAAAAAAAA